Messenger RNA from Strongylocentrotus purpuratus (purple sea urchin), 585 nucleotides. Its product is annotated as UNC5C-like protein. The record is from RefSeq and is a predicted model, not a curated record. Gene Ontology annotation, biological process: netrin-activated signaling pathway. Gene Ontology annotation, molecular function: netrin receptor activity. NCBI's taxonomy places the organism in Eukaryota, Metazoa, Echinodermata, Echinoidea, Camarodonta, Strongylocentrotidae. Gene Ontology annotation, cellular component: membrane. The transcript is spliced from 5 exons. The coding region runs from base 1 to 585 and encodes 194 amino acids.
AUGGUCGAGUAUGUAAGAGCAGGCGUGACAACUGAGACAAUUGAUUCAAGAGGGGGCACCAUCCGACUACCGUACCAUGGAAUCAGCCUCUGCAUACCCGUCUUUGCGCUACAACAGAGUUGUAAGAUUACGCUAAAGGUUCUGCAUCAGCCGUCAAGGGUCCUUUUCGCCGAGAAUGAAGCUAUUGUCUCUCCUGGUGUAGUAUGUGAACCAUCGGGGACCACGUUUGAGAAGCCUUUAAAGUUGGUCAUCCCUCACUGUGCAGUGUUAACAGACCCCUCCAAAGCCAAAGUCACCAUGCACUUCACUAAUGGCGAUACGAAAAUCAUAAAGAAAGAAAUGUCAUCAACUGGAACACCUAGGUGCAUUGUAGGAAAGGAUGUCUUUGAAGUUUACAUUACAAAUUUCUCAAUUUGUGAAAUGUUCAUGGUAAUUUCUGACAACCUCAUUGGAAAACGUGUCGCUUCUACGCCCUACCUUCCAAAAUCAAUGAGUCACCUCCAUUCAAAAUACUGUCAUCUACGUCUGUACAAUGAUACUCCUGGGACUGAAGAUCCGCCGAUGCGUACAAUCAUGGUUCAGUGA